CUCACGCAGAACCUAUUUCAGUCUUUUGAUUACGCUGAGAAGUUGCUCGGGGAGAAGAAAAAACCCUUUGAAAUCCUCCAGCCGCAGGAACAUCUGAAUUUAAUUUCAAGCAGCAAGUCUGGAGAAACACUGAAGGUGUGUCUUUUCCAGACAGACUGACUGACCUCACCACCACUCUCUGCCGGAGCUCUGGACCUCCAUUUGACCUACAUCUCUUCUUCUCUCGUCUGCGCGGUGCCAAGUGCUCCCCAGGCUUCCUCGAGUGUGGGCACAGCGCCAUGGUAACUCACAGCAAGUUUGACUCCGCAAUGAGCAGCAGCCCCUUUGACUCCAGCAUGCGGCUGCCUCACCGUUACAAGACUUUCACCUCCAAGGCUCAGUGCCAGAUGGUACUGGCCACCCUCUGCAAGCUCCAGGAGAGCGGUUUCUACUGGGGCGCCAUCACGGGAAAAGAGGCCAACAAUCUGCUGUUGUCUGAAGCGACCGGCACGUUCCUGAUCCGGGACAGCUCGGAUAACCGACACCUCUUCACCCUCAGCCUCAUGACUGUGUCGGGCACAAAAAAUCUGCGUAUCCAGUGUGACUCUUCCUCUUUUUUCCUGCAAACUGACCCUAAGAACAUUCAGUCAGUUCCCCACUUUGACUGUGUCCUCAAACUGGUCCAUUACUACAUGCCUCAGAGCAAAGCUGCCAUAUCUGGGAACAAUCACAACGGGAAUGCUUUCUAUAUUUACUCUGGAGGGGAGAAGAUCCCUCUGGAGCUUCUAAAGCCUCUGUCCGGCAGUUUGUCCACCCUGCAACACCUGUGCAGGAAGACACUUAACGGACACCUGGACAUUUCCUCUAAAAGGGACCAGCUUCCUCAUCCUUUGAAGGAGUUCCUCCAGGAGUAUGACGCUCCUAUCUAGGAGGAUGACUUCUGCUCUGGAAGGGCACAAGACUUCAAAGUAGUAGCAGAACUGCUUCU
Thalassophryne amazonica is the source of this 967-nucleotide messenger RNA. It is a transcript of the gene socs3a, whose product is annotated as suppressor of cytokine signaling 3a. The transcript has 2 exons. The record is from RefSeq and is a predicted model, not a curated record. Gene Ontology annotation, biological process: phosphatidylinositol phosphate biosynthetic process; intracellular signal transduction. Gene Ontology annotation, molecular function: 1-phosphatidylinositol-3-kinase regulator activity. Bases 279 to 908 code for a protein of 209 amino acids. Gene Ontology annotation, cellular component: phosphatidylinositol 3-kinase complex. NCBI's taxonomy places the organism in Eukaryota, Metazoa, Chordata, Actinopteri, Batrachoidiformes, Batrachoididae.